AUGGCUCAGCAAUCCACGGACUACGUGACGCUCGUCUCGAGCGACGGGUUCGAGUUCAAAUUGCAACGCUCAGCAGCCACCGUCAGCGGAGCGAUCAAGCGGAUGUUGGAUCCCAUCAGCAACUUUACCGAAGCCCAAACGAACACAUGUACCUUUGAGAACAUCAACGGCGUCGUGCUCGAGAAAGUCUGCGAAUACCUCUACUACAACGAGAAACACAAGAACAACAAGGACGUGCCGGACAUGGAUAUCCCGCCGGAGCUGUGUCUGGAGCUGCUGAUGGCGGCUGAUUUCCUGGACGGUGAGUCUUGUACCGCGGUAUGUUUGAUCUCAAAUGCUGAUACCGGGUUAGUAUGA
Molecule: messenger RNA, 357 nt
Organism: Coniosporium apollinis CBS 100218
Lineage: Eukaryota; Fungi; Ascomycota; Dothideomycetes
Exons: 3
Coding region: 1-357 (118 amino acids)
Biological process (GO): ubiquitin-dependent protein catabolic process
Cellular component (GO): elongin complex
Molecular function (GO): protein-macromolecule adaptor activity
Source: RefSeq, a predicted model, not a curated record